Stegastes partitus (bicolor damselfish) is the source of this 8531-nucleotide messenger RNA. NCBI's taxonomy places the organism in Eukaryota, Metazoa, Chordata, Actinopteri, Pomacentridae. The record is from RefSeq and is a predicted model, not a curated record.
AUGAGUAAGUCCAGCACGCUGAAAGUCAAGAACUUGUUCAAAAUCAAAUCCCUUGAUAAGGAGAACAAGGAGCAGAAACAGUCGGGGACCCUCAAAGAUGCGUCCAGAGGCGGAGCGGGGAGCCCACCGGGCAGCUCCCUGCCGCUCAGCCCGGGGGACAACGCCACUCUGCCCGCCGAGGCUCUACCCGUCUCCCCGAAAGAAAAGAAGUCAAAGCGGCUGCAUUUGUUUAAGCUGAAACGAAAGAAAUCCAAGAAAGAAGAAGGAGGAGGAGGAGGAGAGGUGUUUUUCCCUGAUGAACUGGACAGCUUCAGCAGUAACAUGAGCUAUGACCAGAUGAGCGUUACCACAGAGUGCAGUUUCCGGACUGAAUCGGACUGGGACUUUCAUUCUGAGUCCACCUCCAUGAUCAGCUUCGACAUGACUCAGCCAUACAGCCCAACUUCUCCCUCCAAAUUAUUCAAGAAUUCAGAGGAAAAGAAGGGAGUGUUCAAUCGUAUCAGCAGCUUCUUCAGCUCCAAGAGGAAGAAGAGCAGUAGGCAGCAUUCAGACUCCUCUGCAAGUUCCCCAGCAUCCCCCUUAUCUCCACGUUCAUCCCAGUCUCAGGAGGAGGAUGGACAGAAGACUCCUACUCCUUCUCGAAAAGACAGUGGGCUGACAGGGCCGCAUUGUGCAGUAGCAGGGUACAGACUAGGAGCAGAGCAUGGGGACACCCACAGCCAAACCUCCAGUCCCAGCGUCUCGAGCAUGGCCUCUGUGGUGGCUAUUGAAGCAGAGCUCCCAUUCGCAGACAGUGACAGCAGCAGCAGUGUGAGGGAGGUGCAUGUGUGCAGGAUCAGCACAGGCAGCAGUGAAAGGAAUUCUGGCAACGCGGCUGCCGCUGCUCUGGAUCUUGCUUCUACCGCUGAACAAAGUGCUGAUUCACACUCGGAGUUAGGCUUCACAGAAUCAGUGGUGGAGGAAGUAAGCAAGAGGCUGCAGGUUAAUUUGGAAGGAAACGUUGUGAAGAGUUCCAGUGAAGAUGAUAUAGUCACCCCAACCACCAUGUCGUCUCUUCAAAUCCCCUUUUCCAAAACAGCCGAGGCCCCGAAAUCUCCUAAUUUAACCUCUAUAAGUUUAGCAUCCAAAUCAACUGUGGUGAAAAUUGGCGGGCACGGGCACAGCACUGCACUAACAGGAAUCACUUUAGGCUCCCAGUCAUCCACCUCACACAUCAUCAAAACUCAACAGGUGGAAAAGUCUCCAGAUGUAGAGAGGGAAGGCACAGGAGCCAGAAGUAGGCUUCAGACAUCCACCAGCAGCCUCUCUGGGGAAACUACAGCCACCAUAAGGAGCCCCUCACCUGAGAGAGAACAAGCACUCAGAGGUGAUUCUCCCAUCCAGCUCCACAAAGCCAUAUGGGUGGAAACACACCUGGGAGAGGAGGAGGUGGGGGAGGGUGAGAAAGAAAAGGAUAUAAUGAAACAAGGGGAGGAGGGCUUGAGAGCUGACUCGCCUCCCGUGCUGGCUAUACCUGUCACAGUAAUUCCUGAGGAUGACUUGGUGAGCCAGAGCGCUGCACACAGUCCUGCUGCCCCGUCACAGAUUUUGCCAGCUGGUGGCAGCUCGCCAGAAUCAGCCACCUCCUUGGCACCGACUACAAGAGAGCUCCAAACAAGCUCGCCACAGUUAGAGGAGCCUGACACUGGCAACGACUCAAAGCAGAGUUCACCUCAGGAGAAAAACAGAUCGACAGAAAUUCGUGUUACGCGCAAGACUGUGAAUCUGCCUUUGAAGCACAAGGUUUUUGCCCAGAAGGUGUACGUUAGCUCGGAGCCAAGUUUGGAAGAAGACGAGCUGGUGGGAGAGGAGUGCAGCGGAGAUUCCACUUCAAAGACCACAAACACAACAGAAGCACUGCCCAGCCUUCAAAACAACAACAAUGCAGAAUUUAAGGAUGCCAACCUUGAACUCUCCACAACAACAUAUGAGACUACACACUCUGGCACAAGUACUCCUGAACCCAUAGUAAAAGAAAAAACUGACUCUGAAGCUUCUGACUUUGAUGACACCUCUGCAGCUUCAGACAUGUACAAAACAAAGUCACAAGUCGUGGAAUCUGGGAUUAGAGGCCAAGGAACUACCAAGACUACUCUCUCUAAACGAGGGGUUAAAGGAGCUGCGGAAAGUCGGCAUACCGCUGCAAGUGGAACAAAGGCCCCAUCCUAUGCAGCUGGAGGCAAGGCCAAGAAUGUCAUCACAAAAGCAAAGGGCACCACAGAGGGCACAAAAGUGGAAAUUUCCAGUGAUAUUCCAUCACAAAGGGAGUAUAGCACAAGAAAGAAGAAAGAUGAUGUCACUCAAACAAGUGGCACCAACGUUAAAAAGGUUUCGUCUGGUCAGACAGACUCGGAGAGACCUGCAACAGUCCGGAAGCAGAGUCCAGAGCUGCUAGAAGAAAUUCCUGACGAGAGAUCUGGUAGUGAGACUCCACCUCCGCCCGCUGAAAGCCCCAAAAAAGGCCUGCCAUCAAUGAAGGGAUCCAGACACCUUUCCAAAAGCAGCAUCAGCCAUGAUGAGACUGUCACUCGGACAUCCUGUGUCUCUCCACCUCCCACCAAGCAAGACAAAACUGGCUCAUCAAGGCUUUCCAAACAGACUGAUCAUGCCAAACAGCACGUCAGAAUUCCUGGAAAGGAUUCAGUUGAGACUUCAGGAUCUGUGAGCAAGCUUCCUACAAGAGGUCACAGAAGCUCCAGCAAAGUAAAAUCCAAAGAGCCUCAAAACUCCAAAGAUGAAAAGUCUGAGGAUUUAAGUCAAAACACAUCCACAGAGACGACUGUCAAAACACCUGAGAAUGUUGUAGUGGAUCAGCUGAAUGACAGUGUCACUGAUGACAGAUUUGAAUUCAAGUCUGUGUCUGCAAAGGAAGAAGAGAACAUUAUAAAACUCACAGAUAAACAGACCGGUGCUGGUAAAACCAAACUGAACGAAAAAGAGACAAAAGAUUUAGAGGAGGUCAUAAGCAGUGCUACACCUGAGGAGACUUCAAAAACUCAGUCGUCACAAAAAACUGAUGCAACCACAACAGAAAGCACUGAGGUAAUCGUAGCAACAGGUACAGACCCAGGAGCUGGAGUAUUGCCCAGCAGUGAGGUUGACAAAGCAAUUCCAUCUCAGUCCCAAGUUUCUGAUGUAAGUAAUGCAGAGACUGAUAGAGGACAGCAUGAUGUUGAAAGAACUGAAGUUGAGAUUCUACCUAAAAAUGUGUCUGAUGUUCAAAGUGACAAUACCAUACAGGGACAGAAAGCACUGAUGUCAGCAAAAACCUCUCCAGAAGUAAAAGACAAAGAGAUUUUAGAGACGACCAAGCCCACAAGUAACAUGAAACUGGAUUUAAUCCAGGAGAAAGGGGCAAAUUCUAUAGCACUGGCUGAGGACACAGUACCAGCUCACGGGGAUGUAACUGAUAUGUCAGCCAAACCUGCUGUGGGUGACAGCAUUCACUGUGAAACAAAGACCCACUCUGAGCAGGAGGCUGCUGUGCCCGCAUGUAUUUCCCUCACAGAAAUAAAUACAGUCACCUCUCAAAAAGAGACUACCAGAAACAGUCUUCCUGCUGAAGAGCCUAAACUGAAAGAUGAACACUCAGGCGCUCUCCCUGCUGCUUCAGUGGAUGCUAACCUUGUCAAUACAGAGCAGCAAAAGGAGUUAUUGAAAGAUCAAACCACAAACGAAAAGGACAGAUUGUCCAACGCAUCAAGCAGAGAUUUAGUAAAAGACUUGGAGGUAGAAGAGAAAAGUAAAGACGAGGUUGGCAGGAAACCAGCAGAGGCUUUGGACAUUCAAACAGAGACUGUGACUGUUUCUGAAUUGCCCAAGAAUGUUGAAAAUGAGCCAGACAAAGAGGCUCUUUUACUUGGUCAACAAUCUAAGAGAAAAGUGAAAGACUCAAAACCAAAUGAAAAGCUUAAUGACGCAGCAGUGGAAACCAGUGACUCACAGAACAGUUGCAAUGUGGAGCUCAAGAGCAAAACCAUCGAGGGUGAAGCAGAAAAAGACAUUGCAAAUUCAGAGAAGCCAUCUCAGCUAUCAUCACAGGAGAAACGUUUGCAGCCUGAGACCAAGGAAGAACCACAGACAGUAGGUAGCCCUGGAAAAGAGGAAUCCAAAUGUCCAAAAUCUGAUCUUAAUCAGAGACAAGAGACAGUACAAAUAGAAGCUCCAGAGGAGGCGACAAAGAGCCAAAUACAAGAAGUAAAAGUUAGAAAUUCCAAAACUCAGAGGGAUGAGGAAGCUAAUGAGAAAACUCAAACCAAGGACACAUCAGUAGAGAGUUUGGUAAAUGAGAAAACUAACAAAAAAGGUGGUGCAGAGCAAAAACAAAAGCCCACUACUGGUUUAAGUGAAAUACCCAUUCGUACUGAUGCUGAGAAUAAUGAUAAAGAUGGCAAAGAAACAACAAAGACAGAUGAGUCAGCAACCCUGACUUUUGCUAAUGGUAAUACAUUGAGGCACAAACUGCAGACUUCAAGUGAAGAACAAAAGCUUCCAAAGCCAACAUUUGACAGUUUUUCACUUUCUGUUUCUGGGAAAUCAUUGGUACCACCUCAAAGCCUUCAGCUAAAGACAGAGUCUCCAUCUAGCUGGUUGGAUGUGGAACAUCGCCCUCAACAGAAGAAGGAACACAAAAGAAAAAUGAAUGCAUCAGGUAGUGAAGAUAACUUAUUAGAGCUUGAUGACUUUGAUGAUUUUAUCAGAAGCAUUAAGGAGGGAGGAAUUCCUUUUUCACAUCCUCCAAAAAGACGCAUUCGUAGAAAGUCCCCAUCUCCUCCCUUUGCCAUGCCAGCCAUCAAGGAGGACCAUUUUGAGAGAACAUUUGAUCCUGAGCAAUUCCAAUUUGGCUUAAGGAAAAAUGGCAGAAGUCUACUGGAUCUUUCACCAGCUAUGGUGCUUAAACAAAAAGCAGCUAAUAGGGAAGGUCGGACCCUGGAGAAACGAUCACAAGACAACUUGCCCACAUCAAAACACCAAAUGAAAACCCUUGAUGAGGUAGAAGGAAAGGAUGGAGUCACUGAGGGGACAAGAGUUGAAGCAGGAAAAGAAGAAGGGCAAAACAAUGGAGAAGAACGUGGGAAGCUGUCGUCAAGACUUGAAAGAAUGUCCAUCCUCUCCAGCUUGCUGAGUUCCCCUCGUUCCCUCAGGAAGACCAAAGAGGAAACUACCCUCACCUCAAAUAGCAAACAUUCGCCCAGCCAGCAGCAGAAGCUGCCUUCACAUGGGAAGCUGGGAGUUACAGACUCACCUCUGCCCGACAUUAAGGCUGAUAAUGGAGAUGUGACAAAUGCAGGUCAAAGCCCAUCUACAGGCGGUGAUAUAGGUACAGCUGGUGAGUCAGCGCCUAGCCCUUCCUCUGCUCCUCCUCCACCCUUGUUCUCAGAGAUGAAGCUGCCUGAUCAUUUAGAGAAAUACCUCAAGAAGAACAAAAGGGAGUCAGAGACCUCCCAGGUCUCUACAAAGAUGACUGAAACAGACCUGAAUUUGAAGGGGAGUAGGGCUAUGGACCAGGCCUCAGCAGCAGGUGUACCUAAUGUGGACAUUGGCCUGAAGGGCCCUGCAGGGCAGCCUCCAACCACAAACUACAGCCAGAAGACCUCUCGAAAUGGACUUUCUACUACAACAAAGGUACCUGUAGAAAGAGGUUUCCACAAAAGGCCUGGAAAGAUCGUCAUUCAUGAACAAGCUCAGUUUGGAGGGGAGGCGUUUCAAUUCUACCAUGAUAUAGAAGAUGCCACCACGAUGAAGCUGUCCCCUGUCAUAUCAGUCAGAGUCAUCAGAGGAUGCUGGCUCCUCUAUGAAAAACCUGGCUUCCAGGGUCGCAUCAUUGCCCUCGAGGAAGGUCCUACAGAUCAAAUAGUGAAUAUGUGGGCAGAGGAGGGAACUCCAGAAACACUAGACCAGAUGGGGCAGCCGGUUCCAACUGCACCUAUGGUCAUCGGUUCAGUCCGAUUGGCAGUCAGGGACUAUAGCAUACCCCAAAUUGACCUGUUUGCAGAGGUGAAUGGCUUGGGCAGGAUGUCAUCGUACUGUGAUGAGGCAGUAGAGAUUAGCUCCUAUGGGAUCCCACAGACCACCGGCUCCAUUAAGGUCCACUCAGGAGUCUGGCUGGUGUACACUGAUCCAGGGUUUAAUGGAUUCGUAGGAGUGCUGGAGGUGGGGGAGUAUCCCUGCCCAGAGACCUGGGGAUUCCCUGAGCCUUUCGUUGGCUCUCUCAGACCCCUCCGAAUGGGAGCAAUAAGGGUGGAGCAUCCUAAUGAAGUCAAGGCCUUAGUGUUCGAGAAGCCGAACUUUGACGGACAGUGUAUGGAGGUGAACGGUGAUGUCUACAACUUGCAAGAACAGGAAGAAAAGGAAGAAGGCAAAGCUGAUGUGGACAAGAAGGCAUUGUCUGCAGUGGGAUCUAUAAAGAUACUUGGUGGUCUCUGGGUAGGCUAUCAAGAGGCAGACUUUGAAGGGCAGCAGUACGUCCUGGAGGAGGGGGAGUAUCCUCACUGCAGUGACUGGGGAGGAGCUGAGGAUGGACUGCAGUCACUUCGGCCUGUUGUCACAGAUUUCCUGUCCCCCCACCUGAAACUGUUCAGUGAGCCGAACUGCAAUGAGAUUGGACUCAAGGUGGACCUGCUGGGCCCCGUCGUCAACAUGGAGGGCGUCGGCCAUGGAGUCAAAACCCGGUCUGUCCACGUCACCAAUGGAGUGUGGGUAGCAUUUGAAAAGCCUGGAUUCAGUGGAGAGCUCUACAUCCUGGAGAAAGGCUUAUAUGCAAACCCAGAGGACUGGGGAGCGAAGCACUUCAACAUCUCAUCCAUACAGCCCGUCUUCCACGAUACACUGGUGGGAACAACUAAAUUCAAGGUCCAGCUGUACUCUGAGCCAGACUUCCAGGGCAAACUGGUGGCUCUGGAGGACAGCUCAGCAGCUCUGGCUGAGGACUUCUCUCCCAGGUCCUGUAAGGUGCUGGCUGGCAGCUGGGUGGCGUAUGAAGGAGCCCGGUUCACAGAAAACAUGUAUGUCCUGGAGGAGGGAGAAUACCCCAACACAGAGGCCAUGGGCUUCCUGUCGUCAGACUGUCACAUUCGAUCCAUACAGACUGUAGGACAUGAGUUCUCUCUGCCCUCCAUCAUCCUGUUCACUAAAGUGGGCUGCAGAGGUCGCAGGAUGAUGCUGACAAGCGGAGCUGUAAACCUGCUGCAGGCAGGCGGCGACGCACAGAUACGCUCCCUGGUGGUAGACGGAGGAAUGUGGGUGUUGUAUGAAGGCACUAACUACAGAGGUCGGCAGCUGCUUCUCCAGCCCUGUGAAGUGGGAGAUUUGUGCCAGUACAGCGGCUGGCAGCGAAUAGGAUCCCUCCGUCCAUUACUCCAGAAACAGAUGUACUUCCGUCUGCGGAACAGGGACACAGGAUGUGUGCUGUCUCUGACAGGAACGCUGGACGACAUCAAGCUGAUGAGGGUUCAGGCUGUGGAGGAGACAGGAGGGUUAGAGCAGGUCUGGCUCUAUCGGAAUGGACAGCUCACCUGCAAGCUGGUGGAGGACUGUUAUCUGGAGACGGCGGGCAGCAUGGUGAUGGCGGGCUGCCGGCUCUGCGUUUCCCCUGAGCGAGGCAAAGACAACCAGCUGUGGAGCAUCACCCCGGACGGUCUGGUGCGCUCCCACCUCAAACCUGAACUGAUCCUGGAGGUCAAAGGUGGUCAUCAGUACGACAAGAACCAGGUGAUCCUCAACACAUUUGAUGAAAGGAAACUGACCCAGAGGUGGACCUUAGAGAUCCUGUGAUGUGAUGAGCUUCAGCCCAUCAGAGAAGCUCUGUUGUGGCCCUCUCAGCUCACUGCAGCUCUAUGAGGAGACUGGGCCCUGCGGUGUAGCUCCACUGUGGAACCCACAGCACAGAGAUGUACCCUGUAGUGGGGUUUGCACUUGUUUGUAGCAUUUUUACUUGUGUUGAGGCGGGUAACCAGUGCCUGGAUCAACAUCAUAACCAUUAACCCAACUUUGAACAUGCACUCACACAGCAUUCGAUGAAAUAAUGUUUUGUGUUUUCAGAAUAAAUGAGCGAUGUAAAAUGUUUUGCUUUUUUAGCCAUUUAGAUUCCAAACACUGCAUACCAAAGACUCCUCUCCAUGUUUUCACUGCACGUAGUGAGAACUCAGCCCUGUCUCAAUGCUGCAAACCUUUCUCCAACCUUAUGGUACUUCUACAUGGUUUCUCAGUCAGUUUUCUGAUCAUCAUGUUGGCAAAUAUGAAUGUAUACUGACAGCUGCAAUAUGAAGUCUGACGUGCCUUCACUCCAAAGAUUUCUGUAGAUUUAGAUGUUUUCUUUUUGUAAUUACUGUAGAUCAGAACGAUCUAUUGUAAAGUUUUGAUAUCUUUCUCAGCCUUUAUACGUUUUUACACGUUUACACAAAGUGUACUUUACUGCAUUAGCGUGUAUAUAAGCAUCAAGUGUAUAGAUGGAGAUUACAUUUUAAAACACAUGCUGCCCACUGUUGAUUGUA